Trichoderma virens Gv29-8 is the source of this 978-nucleotide messenger RNA. RefSeq lists its product as uncharacterized. NCBI's taxonomy places the organism in Eukaryota, Fungi, Ascomycota, Sordariomycetes, Hypocreales, Hypocreaceae. The record is from RefSeq and is a predicted model, not a curated record. The transcript is spliced from 3 exons. The coding region runs from base 1 to 978 and encodes 325 amino acids.
AUGGCAUCCGAAUCCGUUAUCAAGAAAAUCGUGUGGUAUGGAGUGACUCGCCUUGGUGGCCAAAUCCUGCCGCGCAUUGUUGCGACUAAGAAGUAUGAUGUUACUUUUAUUGGCCGCAAAGACCCGUCCGAAUACAAAAACGUGCCUGAGGGGGUUCCCAUUGUGCAGGUCGAUCUAAAGGAUCACAAAGGUCUGGUCAAGGUGUUGACUGGCGCUGAUGCCGUGGUCGUGUUCACGCAAUUUGGUCCAGGAGGAGACCUCGACAUCGUUCAUAUCGCCCUCAUCAAUGCAGCCAUUGAGGCUGGGGUGAAGCUAUUCGUGCCAUCAGAAUGGGCGCCUGACACUGCAGGUGGAAAUGCAGCCACGGUUUCGAGAAUGGGGCCUAACACUCUGCCUCCUAACCCAGUCAUUGCACCAAAGAGAGUGGCACACAACUACUUGCUGGCCAGGUCUUCUGAAGGCAAGAUUGACUUUGUAUCCCUGCAUGUUGGAAAUCUCUUGUUGAACAUAUCCGCCUUUGCGCCAAUGGACCUGAACAAACGCACUGCCUCACUGGGUGAUGGUGGUUACGGCCUAAUCUCUAUAUCCAGUCUUGACACACUUUUCCAAGGUCUGGACAGCCUGUUAACCAAAUAUCCAAAGUUUAAGAACGGCUUCUUCUACAUCUGCGACGGUGAAACUACCUUGCAGCAGAUUGUCAAAAGCUUCCAGGACGCUUCCGAGUCCAAGGAACCGUGGGAGAUCACAUCGUUCUCAAUCGCCGACAGAAAGAAGGCCGCGGAUGAGAAUAUGCGAAACGGCAUAUUUACUUGGAAAGAGUUUGCGGCUGUUUUGACAUAUCCGUUUACAGGCGGUUUGACUGUAUGGAAGAACCCAGAUAACGAAAGGUUGGGACUGCCGCUACCAAGCGAUGAGAGGGCGCAGAAGAUUGUCGAUGAUCUUGUUCAACGGUCUUUGGCAAGAGGAUAUAUUAUCUAA